Hydra vulgaris (swiftwater hydra) is the source of this 1637-nucleotide messenger RNA. RefSeq names its product zinc metalloproteinase nas-8. The record is from RefSeq and is a predicted model, not a curated record. Gene Ontology annotation, molecular function: zinc ion binding; metalloendopeptidase activity. Lineage: Eukaryota; Metazoa; Cnidaria; Hydrozoa; Anthoathecata; Hydridae. Gene Ontology annotation, biological process: proteolysis.
GAUGCCUCCUGUUGCGCAUUUUUUUCAUUCAGCACAAUAUUAAUUUUUAAAGUUUAAUUUGUUGUCGUUAAAAAUAUGGAUUUUUAUUUAUUAUUCAAAUUUUUUGUAUCAAUUGCAAUCGUUAAAUUUAACACCGUUAGUUCUAGAGCUGUAAAAAAAACAGUUUUGGGGCCGAUCUACGGCAAAGAUAUAUUCUGUCCUAAAACAAAAUCUGAGCUUAAAACUGAAUUAAAAGCCGAAGAAAACACUCAAAAUAAACUUCCUGAAGGGAUGAUUUUAGAGGGAGACAUUAGAGUAAAUCAAUUUUUUAACAAUGUACGUCAAAGAGCUGAAUAUAACUCAAGAGAUUUUUUGCAAGUUAGUGGAUAUACCUGGGAAACUACCAAAAUACCUUUUGAAUUUGAAGAAAAAGCUUCUACUAAACUAAAAGAAGUGGUACAAGCUGCUAUAAAUGACUUUAAUAACUACACCUGCGUCCGUUUUAUUCCAAGAACAACCGAAAACGACUAUAUUGUAUUUGCAUCUUUAGGAGGAUGUUAUUCAAACGUUGGUAAAGUUGGCGGCAAACAAGACAUUAGUCUUGGCGACGAGUGUUUAUGGAAAGGAACCGCUAUUCAUGAGAUGAUGCACGCCCUCGGCUUUUUUCAUGAGCAUACACGAUUGGAUAGAGAUGAAUAUGUUACUAUCAAUUUUGAAAAUAUUGAACCCGAGAUGACUGAUAAUUUUCUGAAGUAUAAUGAAGGUGUUGCUGGAUAUCUUGAUGAACCUUACGAUUAUCAAAGCGUAAUGCAUUAUCCUUCUACGGCUUUUUCAAAGAAUGGACAAUUAACUAUUGAGCCUAAAGAUAAAAGUGUGAAACCAGAUGUCAUUGGGCAAAGACACGGAUUUAGUAAAAUUGAUUUAAUCCAACUUAACAAAGCAUUUGAAUGUAACAAACCUAAACCUACAAUGCAGACUAAAACCCAAUCAACUGUACAACCAACGCGUAAUAAAAAAACUUCCUCGCAACCAAUAACAUUACCCGAAAGUGUUACCAUUUCACCUAUAACUAAUCCUCAAUUUAAUCCUACAGCAAUAACGAACCCAAUAACCAUACGUACAUCAAAAAAGCCAUUUGUUAUCACUAAAUUGCCAAUUGAACAAAUGUCGACUCCUCAGAAGGGAAAAUUUCAAAACCAGAUUAACAGUAGCUGCAGCAAAGUUUAUCCAUGUUGGCCAAACGAUUUUCAAUUGGCAACGACCAAUCAGCAGCCGUGUUGCACCGGUAAUCACAUAAGUGGUCAAAAAUGUCAAUGUCAUUGUAUGAAUACAAAAAUUGGAUUUGACAACUUUCUUUGUUAUAAAAGAAAAGCUAAAGAUCCAAUGUUUUCAUUGUCUGAUACAAAAAUUCAACCAAAUAUGGAAUGCUUAUCUUUGAAAACAAAUCAACAACCCGUGGAAAAAAAUAAAUAUUUGUGUUACGCACAAGAUACAAAGUACCAAUUGUACUGGUCUCGUGACAACGCAAAAAAAUUGCAGGAAAAUAAAUGUUUACUUUUUAAAAACAAAUCAACUGAGUUGCAAAAUUCAAGAAAUGGUACCAGAAGUUAUUUAUGUAGAAACUAGAUAUUACAUAGAAAGUUUAAAUAGAACUGUAA